Molecule: messenger RNA, 521 nt
Organism: Balearica regulorum gibbericeps (East African grey crowned-crane)
Lineage: Eukaryota; Metazoa; Chordata; Aves; Gruiformes; Gruidae
Source: RefSeq, a predicted model, not a curated record
CAAAGAAAGCAUCCAAGUUUCGUGACUGGCUGGAUUGUAGCAGCAUGGAAAUAAAGCCAAAUGCAGUUGCAAUGGAGAUUUUGGCAUAUUUAGCGUACGAGACUGUGGCACAGUUGGUGGACUUGGCCCUUUUGGUUAAGCAGGACAUGGCUCCCAAAGCUGGUGACCCAUUCAGUCAUGCCAUAUCUGCCACCUUCAUACAGUAUCACAACUCUACUGAGCCACAUCUCUUAGGGCAAUCUACAAGCAUGAAGACCAGUCUUGACUCUCCUGAAAACACACCACCUCCUACGCCCACACCCCCAGCAUCAGCAGGACAGCAACAUCUUGGGAAAACCCCGUCAGGACCCCUGGGGAAUGGUGGAAUUGGACAGGACUCUACCAAAUCCAAACAAAGGAAAAGAAAAAAGAGCACUGCAGCCUGUGGUAUAGAGGCUCAAAGCGAUGCCAUCCAGCCCAGCCACAUCAGAGAGGCCAUUCGACGCUAUGGCCACAAGAUUGGCCCCCUUUCCCCAUUCACA